Molecule: messenger RNA, 945 nt
Organism: Erythranthe guttata (spotted monkey flower)
Lineage: Eukaryota; Viridiplantae; Streptophyta; Magnoliopsida; Lamiales; Phrymaceae
Source: RefSeq, a predicted model, not a curated record
GAAGAGGGCCAAUCCACAUUCUUUCAGGUGUCGACUAAGGAUUUGUGAUUGCUUAUUUUCAGACAGCAAAACCAAGGGUUUGUUUCUUGAUUAGUGUGUGUGACUGUGUGUAUUUAUAUAUAUAUAUAUAGAGAGAGAGAGAGAGAAGGAAUGGCGGCGAGGUGGGUUUUCGUGUUUUUUGUUGCUCUUCUUGUAGCCCGUCAGGCGGCGGCGGCGAGGGUUGUGCCCGCAGGUGACAACGGUCUCUCCGAUCAGAAGAACUUUCUCUCUUUCGGCGGCGUUGGUAACUACGCCGGCGUCGGAGACAACGGCAUUCUCUUCGGCGGCGUCGGCGGGGGCGUAGGUGGUGGUGGCGGCGUUGGUGGGAGCAAUAGUGUAGGCGGCGUUGGAGGUAUUAUUGGAACUGGGCCCGACGGUAGUCUUGGUGGAAUCGGUGGCGCCGGCAGCAUUCCUGGUGGAAUUGUUGGCGGCGUCGGCAGCAUUCCCGGCGGACUUGGCGGCAUCGGCAGCAUUCCCGGCGGACUUGGCGGCGUAGGCAGCAUUCCCGGUGGACUUGGCGGCGUUGGCAGCAUUCCCGGCGGGAUUGGUGGAGUAGGCAGCAUUCCCGGUGGCAUUGGCAGCAUUCCCGGCGGAAUAGGUGGAGUUGGCAGCAUUCCCGGUGGCAUUGGCGGAAUCGGCGGGAUUAGCGGCGUUGGUGGAGGAGCAGGUGAUGGCGCCGCCGGAGCUCUGCCAUCCCCUUGAAAAACUAGGGUUGUGUGGUUAAUGAGAUGUUGCUCUACUUUCUACUUUGUAGUGUGUUGUUAUUAGCAAGAAUCUUUUGAAUUUUAGUGUAACUGUGUGAUGGUUUUCUUAUCUUUUUUUUACUAUCUAUUUUAAAGUGUGCUAAAUCUUUGACCUUUUCUAAUGUUAAGUUUCUUUUAAGUUUUAAUCAAAAUUUGUGCUAAA